Coregonus sp. 'balchen' is the source of this 8006-nucleotide messenger RNA. The record is from the annotation of a GenBank genome assembly. Lineage: Eukaryota; Metazoa; Chordata; Actinopteri; Salmoniformes; Salmonidae.
GAUGUUCAUGCAUUUGGAGGUCUGUUACUGUAUCUUCAUUUUGAUGUCUCACAUGACAACGUCUUGCUGCAGCUGGUGAGCUUCAACUAUUUUGGAUUCUUUGUGAUUGCCUCAUUGAUUUAAUACAACGUAUGUGAUAGGAAGGUCGUUAAUGAAAUAUUGGUACAUAGGCCUAUUGGAAUAGAUAAAUAAUUCCAUGAUGUAUAUGGUGCAAUGUUUUUCUAUUUACUGAUCCAAUUAAAAAGUGAGUUUCUGUUUAGUUUUUUUUACCUUCCAAAAUUGUUUACCAAAACGACAGCAUUUGGUGUAGGACUGGGAAACAGUUAGGCUUCUUGAUUUUCCUUUAUGAGAAUGUAGGAAUGGACAAUUAUGAAAUUAUUGUAACUUGAUAUUUUCCUGUAAUUCUUGUAUAUUACAUAUUUAUUACUUAUGAAUAUACUUUCAUCCCACUCUAUUUUUUUAAAAGUUUUUGUGUAUGAGAGCAUGGAUGAGUAACAAUGCAUUUUGGCAAUAUUAAUUCAAACUUAUGUAUCUUUAACGUAUCUUUAUUUGAGGUAUUUUGAAUAUAACAUCUCCAAGAAAUGUCACUUUACCGCCAUGGUUAUUGACCAGCAGGAGGGGGUUUCAUUCAUUUGGGAGACAAUGAUUUAGAUUGAUGAUUGUUUAGUACCAUGUUAUUACAUUUUAUUAAAGAUAGCUAUCUAAUGAGGGAGCAAAGAAAUUCCUGUCCUUACUGAAGGACACUUAAUUUCUGAGAGUAUGCUAAUAAAUGCUUCAGUACUAUGUUAUUAAAUGUUAUUAAAGAUAACUAAUGAGAGAUGUUAAGUGAAGGCGCUGUGGAAUUCCUGCCUUUGCUGAAAGACAACUCUUAAUUCCCAGAGUUAAUAAGCUGUCUCCUCUUCCAGGUCAGUGAAUAAUUUCCUGAUGACUGGACCUAAGGUAAGCCAACAUUCUUUUAAUCUUCUGGCCAGAUCCCUCUUUCCUUUCCCUUCUUCCCCAUCCCCAAAAAAAGAGAGCAAAGACCCCCCCGUAAGGAUCUCUUAUUGCUGUCUGCAUAUGUUACUCUCUUUCUCCCUCUGUUUCUAAAUAGACUGCAUUUCUCCACAUUGAGAUGGUCAUGGUUACUUAUAAAUAUAAAUAUGUCCUUUCAUCAUUGAUUUGUUGUAACAACAGCAAGGGUAGGCCUUAGCAGUGUUAUGGUGGCCUUUUAGGUUCCUAUCUACGGCUCUUGACGCUAUUAAGGCUGAGAAGCUUUGAAUGUCCAUGGGUUGAGAUAGUAUAGGCAUGGAGAGUUAUUUGUUCAGUGUGUAUAGAGGCAACCUGGUCUCAGAACAAUUCUUAUUAUUCUGUACGUAAAUCCGAGAUGCUCAUUUAGUAUGAGAUGUUAUGUUUUGUAUGGUAUGUGUUCAUUUGUAUACAAUCUGUAUACAAUUCAUAUUAUAUAUGUUACGAAUUUGCAAAACCUAUGAUAUGUUACAAGUUCAAGCUAGGUGGCUACGUGGCUAACAUUAGCAAGCCGGCUAACGUUAGCUAGGCUAGGGGUUAGGGUUAGGGUUAAGGUUAGGGUUAAGUUUAGGAGUUAGGUUAAAGGGUUAGGGUUAGGGGAAGCGUUAGCUAAAACGGUUAAGGUUAGGGUUAGGGUUAGGGGAAGGGUUAGCUAACAUGCUAAGUAGUUGCAAUGUAGCUAAAAACUAGUAAGUAGUUGAAAAGUUGUUAAUUACCUAAAAUACUAAAGUUGUCCGUGAUGACAUUCGCAACCUUUGGGUUGCUAGAUGUUCGCAUUAUACGCCCGACCAACCUUUCGUUUUUUCCUUAAGUAACCAUCUGUCUCCCGAGUGGCGCAGUGGUCUAAGGCACUGCAUCACAGUGCUAGCUGUGCCACUAGAGAUCCUGGUCCGAAUCCAGGCUCUGUCGUAGCCGGCCGUGACCGGGAGACCCAUGGGGCGGCGCACAAUUGGCCCAGGGUAGGGGAGGGAAUGGCCGGCAGGGAUUUAGCUCAGUUGGUAGACCAUGGCGUUUGCAACGCCAGGGUUGUGGGUUCGAUUCCCAUGGGGGGCCAGUAUAACAUUUUUUAAAAAUGAUGUAUGCACUCACUAACUGUAAGUCGCUCUGGAUAAGAGCGUCUGCUAAAUGACUAAAAUGUAAAUGUAAUAUGUCUUAUGUAACCAAACCAAACGUAACAUAUCAUACUAAUUUGAGUGUCCCAGAUUUACAUGUACUAUUUUUUUUUUUUGUCAUUUAGCAGACGCUCUUAUCCAGAGUGACUUACAGUUAGUGAGUGCGUACAUUAUAUAUAUAUAUUUUUUCAAACUGGCCCCCCGUGGGAAUCGAACCCACAACCCUGGCGUUGCAAACGCCAUUCUCUACCAACUGAGCUACUAUGUUACGUCUAGUCUAUGAGACCAGGCUGGAUCUAUCAACCCAGGGACCUCUGGAUCUAGACCAGGGACAGUAGAGGUCCCUGGGUUGAUAGAUCUAGACUAGAGGCAGUAGAGGUCCCUGGGUUGACAGAUAUAGACUAGACUAGAGCCAGUAGAGGUUCCUGGGUUGAUAUAUAUAGACUAGAGGCAGUAGAGGUUCCUGGGUUGACAGAUCUAGUCUAGAGGUAGUAGAGGUCCCUGAGUUGACAGAUAUAGACUAGACUAGAGACAGUAGAGGUCCCUGGGUUGAUAGAUCUAGACUAGACUAGAGGCAGUAGAGGUCCCUGGGUUGACAGAUAUAGACUAGACUAGAGACAGUAGAGGUCCCUGGGUUGACAGAUAUAGACUAGACUAGAGACAGUAGAGGUUCCUGGGUUGACAGAUAUAGACUAGAGGUAGUAGAGGUCCCUGAGUUGACAGAUAUAGACUAGACUAGAGACAGUAGAGGUCCCUGGGUUGAUAGAUCUAGACUAGAGGCAGUAGAGGUCCCUGGGUUGAUAGAUCUAGACUAGAGGUAGUAGAGGUCCCUGGGUUGAUAGAUCUAGACUAGACUAGAGAAAGUAGAGGUCCCUGGGUUGAUAGAUCUAGACUAGACUAGAGGCAGUAGAGGUCCCUGGGUUGACAGAUCUAGACUAGAGGAAGUAGAGGUCCCUGGGUUGAUAGAUCUAGACUAGACUAGAGGCAGUAGAGGUCCCUGGGUUGACAGAUCUAGACUAGAGGAAGUAGAGGUCCCUGGGUUGAUAGAUCCAGACUAGACUAGAGACAUUAGAGGUCCCUGGGUUGAUAGAUAUAGACUAGAGGCAGUAGAGGUCCCUGGGUUGACAGAUCUAGACUAGACUAGAGACAGUAGAGGUCCCUGGGUUGAUAUAUAUAGACUAGAGGCAGUAGAGGUUCCUGGGUUGACAGAUCUAGUCUAGAGGUAGGAGAGGUCCCUGAGUUGACAGAUAUAGACUAGACUAGAGACAGUAGAGGUCCCUGGGUUGAUAGAUCUAGACUAGAGGCAGUAGAGGUCCCUGGGUUGAUAGAUCUAGACUAGAGGCAGUAGAGGUCCCUAGGUUGAUAGAUCUAUACUAGACUAGAGGCAGUAGAGGUCCCUGGGUUGAUAUAUAUAGACUAGAGACAGUAGAGGUCCCUGGGUUGACAGAUCUAGUCUAGAGGUAGUAGAGGUCCCUGGGUUGACAGAUUUAGACUAGAGGUAGUAGAGGUCCCUGGGUUGACAGUUAUAGACUAGACUAGAGUCAGUAGAGGUCCCUGGGUUGAUAGAUCUACACUAGACUAGAGGCAGGAGAGGUCCCUGGGUUGAUAGAUCUAGACUAGAGGCAAUAGAGGUCCCUGGGUUGACAGAUCUAGACUAGAGACAGUAGAGGUCCUUGGGUUGACAGAUAUAGACUAGAGGCAAUAGAGGUCCCUGGGUUGACAGAUAUAGACUAGAGGCAAUAGAGGUCCCUGGGUUGACAGAUAUAGACUAGAGGCAGUAGAGGUCCCUGGGUAGAUAUAUCUAGAUUAGACUAGAGGGGGAGAGGCAUUAGAUAUAUCUGUGUGUUGUGUGUGAAUAAACUAGAGGCAGUAGUGGCAGGAAAGGCAGUGUUGGCCUGUGCAGUACUGUGGUGUGGUGGGUGGUCAUCAUUAGCCCACCAGACCCCAGUGAGAAGCAGAGAGGUGGUGGCUCAGUCUCUCCACAUGCCACUUGAGACACAUCAUUCACACAGUCUCAACAAGGACCAGAGAGCCGGGCGAACAAGCCAAGUGGACAUAGUGAACUUGUAAAGAAUAGGGCUUGGGAUUCCAACUCACUCAGGGGUCGUGAAACAGGUUUAAAAAGUUGAAUUAAUAUUGUAUUAAGACUUUUCCCACCGUCUAUUUCUUUUGCUAACCGAAGCUAAUGUUUUAUUAAUAUUGUUAAAAAAAAAUCAGUUAUACACUAGGACUUUCGGGGUUAUGGAACUAAAUGUCCCUAGAAUUUGUUGCUUCCCAUGGUCAUGAUUGAACCUAUUCCGUUUUUAGUGACCUGAUGAUAUACUCCUCUGUGUUCCUCAAGGCGUACCUGAUUUACUCCAGCAGCGUAGCGGCUGGGGCUCAGAGCGGCAUCGAGGAGUGCAAGUACCAGUUUGCCUGGGACCGAUGGAACUGCCCUGAGAGAGCCCUGCAGCUGUCCACACACAGAAGCCUCCGCAGCGGUAAGAGCCAAUCAACCAGGCUCCAUUGGAAUUUUUGAAUUCCAAUUAGGAAGUUUGUAAAAUCUUUGAAUUCUAAUUCAGAUUUUUUUUUCUUCUGUUGUGCUGCCCAAAUUACACCCUAUUUUGCUGGGUUUGGAACACAUGGUUUGGGUCACAGGCUAGAGGACACUCUAUUCCCCAUAUAGUGCACUACUUUUGACUAGAGCUAAAUAUGACACCUAAUUCUCCAUAUAGUGUACUAUUUUUGACCAGACGAAAUGUAAGGCACUAUAUGGUCAAAAGUAGUGAGGAACUGUAUAUGCUGACUAGGGAAUCAUUUGAUCUGCCCUUUAAUAACAGACCAGCUUUAAGUCACAGAUAGGCCCAUCCAGAUCACAGAGGAAGGACUCUUUCUAGAACGUGAGAUGGCAUUUGUUUGAUUAGUCAGGAGAUUCAUCAGUCAAAAGGAUCGUUACAGCAACCCAAUGGCCGCAAUGGUCGCCUCGCCCAAAACAACAGCAACCCCACGGCCGCCACGGUCAUCUCACCCAAAUCAACAGCAAGCUCCACGGUCACCCUGGCUAAAACAACAGCAACCCCAUGGCCGCCCUGGCCAAAACAACGCUACAAAUCCAAUUCACAACAUCCUACUGAGCCACCCGUUGACGGGACCCUGCUCAGGGGCCUUGCGAAAAUAUGGCACGCAAAUGGCAGUUAGAGCCAAUGUCUUAAUUACCAGGAGAGAUAGGAGAUAAAGGAUACUGUGGAGUGAGAGGCGUUGAAAUAGAAGCCCCACUCUAAAGAUAAUGGUUAGCGGAGAGGAAUGACCUCUUCAGAAGAAGGCAUUCCUGAGUGCAUUUUAAAAUGUCUCUCUCACACACAGCGAACAGAGAGUCCUUGCCAUCAGUUCAGUAAUCAUUGCUACUAUAAUAUAAUAUAAUAUAAUAUAUAAUAUAUGUUUGUUUUCCACAGCGAACAGGGAGACAGCGUUUGUCCAUGCCAUCAGCUCAGCAGGGGUCAUGUACACUCUGACGAGGAACUGCAGUCUGGGGGACUUUGACAACUGUGGCUGUGAUGACACCAGGAAUGGACAGCGGGGUAAGAGAAGAUUUAAAAAUCCAAACACAGAUCAUUACAAGACACAUAUAGAUGAAACAGCUAUGUACACACUGUGUUGCAUUCAUGUAAAGUGAUUUGGUUGUAGGCAAAACAACAAAACAAUAAAACAACAAGUAUUUUUUCAAGUACCUCGGAAAUAAUACCCUUCCACUUUUUUUCCGUCACAAAUGGUGAGCCAUCCUCUCAUACAGACAAACUGGUGUCUCCUGCUUGUGUCCCCAGGGGGUACAGGCUGGCAGUGGGGGGGCUGCAGUGACAACGUGGGGUUCGGUGAGACCAUCUCCAAGCAGUUUGUUGACGCGCUGGAGACGGGUCAGGACGCACGGGCCGCCAUGAACCUCCACAACAACGAGGCUGGACGCAAGGUACAGUAUUUACUUUUACUUUACACCUUGGUGAUGGAAGGGGUAAGCUAUCCCUCAGCACCAUACAAUCAAAAAAACUUUGAUGAUAUAGUGAAAUAUUAUCAUUAUUCCAGAUAGAUUUAGAGCUUGGAAUUCUGAUUGUUCUGAAAACCCAGAUCAUGUUGAGAUUGAAUCAGUGCGAUUGCCAUAGGGGGGAGCUCUUGUAGUUCAAGGUGGAGGGUCAGAUAUUUACGUUUCCCACUUGAACCCCAACCGAUCGACUGCUCAAUGUAAAGUACCUUUCGAAUCAUUUUUUUAUUUCUCAACCUGCUCAGUGAGAAUUACAGCAUUCAGCAAGCGUACCACCCAAGCAUCCCCUUUCACAUCCCCAUAAGUGAGGUGCCACUUGUCCUCCAAUAACCACAGUGUGUUCGCUGUACCAGAAGGGCCUAUUUACCAGUUACUGAAUGUCCUUUAUUAUGACAAGACUUAAGUUGCAGAAUCUCAGGAUCACUGGUGCUAGUUCUUAAUUAGAGUAUUAGAGGGUUAAUUUGAGCCAAUGGUCUUCACAUUACACAACGGAUUCUUUGAAACAACUUCAUGCUCAGCCACACAUACUUACACAACUGAUUUCCUGAGACCAAAUCAAACAAUGAACGUCUCAUCCGUAUGGCGCUACGUUCUCGUCUUAAAAAGAAGUCUGAGUAAUUAUACAUUUUUCGACACUCCUGUUUCACCUGGUAUUUGCCUGGUAUUUACAUAAUAAUUAUAUGGCAACAAUAGGUUCUGUCUGGAGUUUACACAGUAUUUACUUAAUUUACGUAAUUUUCAGGUUAUUAUUAUGUAAUUACCGUGUUUCCAGGUGAAUCAUAGACUGUAGAAUAAAACUUAACCAAAGUCUCUCUCCCUCCCUCCCUCCCUCCCUCCCUCCCUCCCUCCCUCCCUCCCUCCCUCCCUCCCUCCCUCCCUCCCUCCCUCCCUCCCUCCCUCCCUCCCUCCCUCCCUCCCUCCCUCUCUCUCUCUCUCUCCCUCCCUCCCUCCCUCCCUCCCUCCCUCCCUCCCUCCCUCCCUCCCUCCCUCCCUCCCUCCCUCCCUCUCUCUCUCUCUCUCUCCCUCCCUCCCUCCCUCCCUCCCUCCCUCCCUCCCUCCCUCCCUCCCUCCCUCCCUCUCUCUCUCUCUCCCUCCCUCCCUCCCUCCCUCCCUCCCUCCCUCCCUCCCUCCCUCCCUCCCUCCCUCCCUCCCUCCACUCCCUCCCUCUCCUCUCCCUCCCAGGCAGUGAAAGGGACCAUGCAGAAGACGUGUAAGUGCCAUGGUGUCUCUGGGUCCUGCACCACACAGACCUGCUGGUUACAGCUACCAGAUUUCAGUGAGGUGGGAAACUAUCUGAAGGAGAAGUACCACCGAGCCCUGAAGGUACAGUAUAUAUUGUUUAUUGUUUAUAUUAAACAAUAUUGUUUAUAGGCACUCUAAAGACACUUCACAUAAAAUUCAUUCAAUCAUUCAUUCAUUUAUUUAUUUAUUCAUUCAUUCAUUCAUCCAAGGUGGACCUGCUCCGGGGGGCUGGGAACAGUGCAGCCAGUCGAGGUGCCAUUGCUGAGACCUUCAGAUCCAUCUCUCGUAAAGAACUGGUCCACUUAGAGGACUCCCCAGACUUUUGCCUGGAGAACCGUACCCUGGGCCUGCCAGGCACAGAGGUCAGAGAGUGCCUGAAGAAGGGCAAGAGCCUAAACAAGUGGGAGAAGCGGAGCUGCAAGAGGCUGUGCGGGGAGUGCGGUUUAGCCGUGCAGGAGAGGAAGGCGGAGUUGGUGUCAAGUUGCAAUUGUAAGUUCCACUGGUGCUGCGCGGUGAAGUGCGAGCAGUGCCGCAAGACGGUGACCAAGUACUUCUGCGUGAAGAAGGGAGGGCAGAGGGGGAAGAACGAGAGCGCCGGGAGCCGUAGGAAGAACCUGAGGCUGAGGAAGAAGCAC